AUGAUUUUCGUUUGUCGUGAACAUGUGCUAGAUUGGAUCCGAAAUGAAGCUAGUAAACUUGGAUUUGGCAUUGUGAUAUUAAGGCCCGACAAUGGAAGUAGUAGAAGGAAAGCCUUUGUUUUGUUGAAUUGCGAGAGGGGUGGGAAGUAUGUAGGAAGAAAUCGGGUGUUAAAACACGAUGACACGGGAUCGAGAAAGUGUGCGUGUCUUUUUAAGUUGCGUGUAACUUGUAGGAUUGAUGGAUUGUGGCGUAUUAGCGUCAUAUGUGGAAUUCCUAAUCAUGCAUUGGAAACUAAUCUACACGGGAAACCAAGUGCGUGUCGGUUGUCUCGGGAAGUGAAGGAUGUUAUUUCUGAAUUAUCGACAAUCAAAGUUGCGCCGAGAAACAUACUUGUGGAUUUGAAGAGAAAAAAAUCGGAUCGCAUUUCAAAUAUCAAGCAAGUAUACAAUGAACAGUACAAUCUUACCAUAUAA
This is a messenger RNA of Vicia villosa (hairy vetch), 474 nucleotides long. RefSeq lists its product as uncharacterized. Bases 1 to 474 code for a protein of 157 amino acids. Lineage: Eukaryota; Viridiplantae; Streptophyta; Magnoliopsida; Fabales; Fabaceae. The record is from RefSeq and is a predicted model, not a curated record. The transcript has a single exon.